AUGAAUUCCUUUUUUGAUGGUUACGUUCAUGCUAAGACGAACUUGAAAGAGUUUGUCGAUCAGUACGAUAAUGUCCUGAAAAAGAAAAUUGAGAACGAAAAUGUCGCUGACUUCCACUCAUUUAAUCUCACAAUUCCUUGCAUCUCUAGAUCGCCUAUUGAAAAGUUAUAUCAAGAUUUGUAUACAAAUGUUAAAUUUAGGGAAGUUCAGAUCCAGCUUACUGGCACUAUCGACUUGGACCCAGUUUUACAUAGAAGAGAGGGUACUGUGAAAACCUAUUUGGUAGAGGAUGAAGUUCGUGUUGAAGAUUUUACGAAGCAAGUGACACACUCGGUAGAUUUUAAUGAGGAAGAUGGUGUCGCGAAAUGUUCUUGUAGUUUAUUUGAAAUGAGGGGGAUAGUGUGCCGGCACAUCUUCGCUGUGUUCAAAUGUAACGGGAUUAAGACAAUGCCACAACAGCACAUUUUGGAUCGAUGGAGGAAGGACAUUAAAAGAAGAUACACGUUAAUUAACAGCAGCUAUGACGCAGGCGAGGUGCGGGAAGAUGCUAAUAGAUAUUCAAGUCUGUUGAAUAUUUGUUAUAAAAUGAUUACUUGUGCUGCGGGUUCGAAAAAGCAUACUGAGGAUGCAACAACUAAGUUGCAUGCAAUGAUUGACCUGUAUUCUGAGACCUAA
Molecule: messenger RNA, 675 nt
Organism: Carya illinoinensis
Lineage: Eukaryota; Viridiplantae; Streptophyta; Magnoliopsida; Fagales; Juglandaceae
Product: protein FAR-RED ELONGATED HYPOCOTYL 3-like
Exons: 1
Coding region: 1-675 (224 amino acids)
Molecular function (GO): zinc ion binding
Source: RefSeq, a predicted model, not a curated record